CUCCGCUAAUUUUGAUUCGGUUAGUGUUAAUUAAACUUUCUAGCAGAACUAGAUGCCACCCACAUUGAAGCAGCCUGGCUUCUGAUGGAUGAAUAAAUUUGAAGUUCCUCUCAUUUGGCAAGACAGAAUUCAGUUUCCGCACUUACCACUUACUAACGAUUGUAUUUCCUUCUUCUUUUCUGGGACAUUGAAGAUGGGUGAGAACGCUGCCACCAAGAUCAACCAAAACCACCACCACCAAGUUUGUGACAUCUCUGUCGAAAUGCUUCCUCAGAGUGUCUCCAAAUGCUUCGACUCCUUUGACGACGACGGCCGCCUCAAACGCGCUGGGACCUUAUGGACGGCUAGUGCACACAUAAUAACAGCAGUGAUAGGAUCGGGAGUGCUCUCGCUGGCAUGGGCCAUUGCUCAGCUGGGUUGGAUUGCUGGCCCUGCUGUGAUGUUCCUGUUCUCCUUCGUGAGCUAUUACACCUCUUGCCUCCUCUCUGAUUGUUACCGUGCCGGCAACCCUGUCUCCGGCAAGCGUAACUACACUUACAUGGACUGUGUUCGCUCGAUUCUCGGUGGAGCAAAGGUAAAAGCAUGUGGUUUUAUUCAAUAUUUCAACCUAUUCGGAAUCGCCAUUGGCUAUACCAUUGCAGCAUCUAUCAGCAUGAUGGCGAUAAAACGCUCAAAUUGCUUCCACGAGAGUAACGGGGAGAACCCGUGCCACAUGUCGAGCACUCUGUACAUGAUCAUGUUCGGCAUCACAGAGAUUCUGCUGUCCCAGAUUCCGGAUUUCGAUCAAAUAUGGUGGCUAUCUAUUGUGGCUGCAAUCAUGUCCUUCACUUACUCUUCGAUUGGUCUAGGCCUAGGAAUUGCCCAAGUUGCAGCUAGCGGAAGUUUCAAGGGUAGGCUUACCGGAAUAAGCAUUGGAGCUGUGACUGAAACCCAAAAGAUAUGGAGGAGUUUCCAAGCUCUUGGAGAUAUUGCCUUUGCGUACUCAUUUUCUGUCAUCCUUAUUGAAAUUCAGGACACCAUCAGAUCCCCACCAUCAGAAGCAAAGACCAUGAAGAAGGCUACUUUUCUGAGCACGGCGGUGACAACUACUUUCUACAUGCUCUGUGGCUGCAUGGGCUAUGCUGCUUUCGGUGACGCCGCUCCAGGAAAUCUUCUGACCGGCUUCGGUUUCUACAACCCAUUCUGGCUUCUUGAUAUUGCCAAUGCUGCUAUUGUGAUCCAUCUUGUUGGAGCAUACCAAGUGUACUGCCAGCCGAUUUUUGCCUUCGUCGAGAAACAGGCUGCCCAGAGAUGGCCUGAUAGAGAGUUCAUCGCCAAAGAGAUAAAGGUCACGGUGCCGGGCUUGGGCCAAUACAACAUGAACCUCUUCAGGCUUGUUUGGAGGACGAUUUUCGUGAUCUUGACCACCGUGAUAUCAAUGCUACUCCCAUUCUUCAACGAUGUCGUGGGGAUCCUUGGUGCCUUGGGAUUUUGGCCUCUAACGGUGUAUUUUCCGGUCGAGAUGUACAUUAAACAUAAACAAAUUCCCAAAUGGAGCACCAGAUGGGUAUGCCUCCAAAUGCUGAGCAUGGCCUGUCUUGUGAUAUCGAUCAUGGCAGUUGCGGGUUCGAUCGCAGGAGUUAUGCUAGACCUUAAGACUUAUCAGCCAUUCAAGACGAGCUACUAAACAAAUGCAUGGACAUUUAGUUGAUCGGCCAUUUAAGAAGAAAGAAAAUAGUAUCAUUCAAGUUUCCAGUUUCAUUGUGCACAAUUCCUUCAAGUGGGUGGUGUUAGUGUGGUUUGCAUC
This is a messenger RNA of Rhodamnia argentea, 1786 nucleotides long. Its product is annotated as amino acid permease 4-like. Gene Ontology annotation, cellular component: plasma membrane. The record is from RefSeq and is a predicted model, not a curated record. The transcript has 6 exons. Lineage: Eukaryota; Viridiplantae; Streptophyta; Magnoliopsida; Myrtales; Myrtaceae. The coding region runs from base 89 to 1666 and encodes 525 amino acids.